CUAUCCUACCAUGCACAGGCCACAACUUGUACAGUACAUAGUAAGGUUACUAAGAAUACUUCCGUACUCCUUGGGACAAUUUUAGGAUUUAUUGGUGUUUUCAGGAAUUCACUUUAUUUUGCAAAAACAUAACCUUUAUGUGAUGUUCAUGAAGGGAUCGAAUAUACAAUAUGUCCGAUCCUAGUAGUUCUAAAGCUUGGGAAGGCAACGAGGAAACUCAGAAUGAUCCUGAGGAGAAGAGAGUUCUUCAUCAAGCCCUGGAUUCUUUCUAGUAAGAUAUUUUUACUAUUUAAUGGCAACUCUUAGUCAGAGAAUUUGGAGAUCCAGUUGGAAUCAUAGUAUCACAUGAUCCACGGGAACAUCAAGCGAGUGCUGUUGUGCCAUGUUAGGGGAUCUACCAAGUGUUUUCCGAAAUGGAAUGAACAUAUCUGCACUCUUAUUCAAGGAAACAUACACACAUGCACACCUUUAUUAACCUACACACAGUCACUACCAAAAGACAGCUCAUUACAAUACUACUCAUCUAAGAAGACAAGCAUUCUACGCCUUACCCCGAGCCCACUGGGAACUCCUCGCAUCACCACCCAUUAACUACCUCGAUACCUUAAUAGCCGUCGAUGACGCUAUAGACCACAAUGCCGUACUGUCAGAAGCCAUCUUAACAGCCGCACUGUCAUCCUUCGACCUCUCCUAUCCCUCCUCAAACCUCAACCCUGACACUAAAUCACCAGAUGAUUUCCGUGGUACAGCCACCCCAGGUGAUCUCGAAAAAGCCCGCAGUACCCUCCGCCAAAUGUACCGAGACUGGUCAUCCGAAGGAGCUGCCGAACGCAAAGCAUCCUACGGGCCCGUGAUCCAAGCUCUCCAAGCCGAACAGGCCAAAUCCUCGCCCCUAAAUCGCAAUAUGCGAGUCCUCGUCCCUGGUGCAGGUCUCGGUCGUCUAGUAUUCGAUCUUUGUAUGCAAGGAUUCGACGUCGAAGGCAAUGAAAUUAGUUAUCAUCAACUUCUAGCCAGUGCAUAUAUUCUCAAUUUCUGUCCUGAGAAAGAAAACCACACUAUUUUCCCCUGGAUUCAUUCCUUCUCCAACCACAAAACUCGAAGUAAUCAUCUGAAAUCCGUCAAAAUCCCCGAUAUACACCCAGGGGACGAAUUGAACUCCAAUCCUCAAGCAGGAGAAAUGAGCAUGAGUGCAUCCGAUUUCCUCCUCUUAUAUGGCCACGAAGAACGUGCCUCAUCCUACGACGCAGUAGCUUCCGUCUUCUUCCUCGACACAGCGCCAAACAUAAUCCGCUAUCUAGAAGCUAUCCACAAUUGUCUCAAACCAGGUGGUCUACUCAUAAACAUGGGACCACUCCUCUGGCACUUUGAAAACAAUCCACCUGGUUCCUCAACACCCGCCUCUUCUAAACAAGACAGCAAUCAAACUAAAGAUCAAGGAAUAGCCGACCCCGGUAGUAUCGAACUCACAAACUCGGAAGUUCUUCUUUUGCUCCCGAAAUUGGGAUUUUCGAUCCUUACCUCAUCUACUGAUUUAUCCGCGCCUUAUAUUCAGGAUCCGGAUUCGAUGCUUCAAAAUACUUAUUCGGCUAGUUUUUGGGUAGCGAGGAAAUGUGAGAUUGAUGGGAAUCUUAACCGUGUACAUGGAGAUGGAAAGGAUUAAGAAUAUGAAGACUGACCAGUACACAUCGCUAUAAUAUAAGAAGAUGAAAUUGCAGGAGGUCAAUAAGAAUACUGGAUAUAGAUUGUAAAGCAUCAUAUAACCAAUGCGAAAAUUACAUACAGAUAGAAGAAGAUAAGAGAAUGCGCCAUGAUUGGUUUAUAGAUAUAGAGUUCUGGAGAUAUUAU
This is a messenger RNA of Sclerotinia trifoliorum, 1845 nucleotides long. The record is from the annotation of a GenBank genome assembly. NCBI's taxonomy places the organism in Eukaryota, Fungi, Ascomycota, Leotiomycetes, Helotiales, Sclerotiniaceae.